CCCCAAUACAUUUGUUUCAUUAUUUUGUUGAUAUAGAAUUUUAUUUUUAAUAUUAUCAGCGCAAAAAUAUUUGUCAUUAUAUUUAAAAUUUUUUCAAUAUUUUCUUCGUGUAAUAAUGUUCAAAAUUAUCAAUCAAUCACAAUCGAAUUUUGAUGUUCGUUAUUUUCGAUAAAAAAAGUCUAAUAUUCUUUUCACAAUCUUCACACUUUUUAACGACAAUUUUAAUUUCUUUCUUCGAAUUAAUAGGUAUACAAUCAUGUUCCAAAUAUCAUAAUUUAUUAUUUCAUAUUUUAAAUUUUUUUCCAUAUAUCAUAGUAAUUCUUAUUCCUACUACCUUUCUCGAUGAUGGUUUAACUAAUACUACUGAUAUUAAUUCGUCUCCUUUUAAAUUUUAAUUAAAUGAUCUUUAAUAUAAUUUUGUUUAAUGUUUUAUUUUAUUUCUAAACUAUACUAAAUUUUUUAAAUAAAUUUCUGAUAAUAUUGAUCUUAAAGCAACUGAUCCGCUAAUGAUUUCCAUCGAUCUAUCAAAUCUUUACAUUCCUUUUCAGAUAGAAUAAUUAAUAUUCUAUUCUAGGUAUUGUUACCACCGGUUUCCAUCAUUCGGUAGGUAG
Messenger RNA from Rhizophagus irregularis DAOM 181602=DAOM 197198, 611 nucleotides. The record is from RefSeq and is a predicted model, not a curated record. NCBI's taxonomy places the organism in Eukaryota, Fungi, Glomeromycota, Glomeromycetes, Glomerales, Glomeraceae.